CUUCGCCAACUCUGAGACAUGGAAAGUGAUGUUUGUCUCCAUUCGCCAUGUGUUUCAUUGCUACUUGCUGCUUAGCUGUUGUUUCUGGUUUUCAGAAGAAAACUUUGGCUAUAGAUUCUGACUUCCUAUACAGCUGCAGGCAGCACAAGUGUCUUUGCAUGAUGCCUCUUUGAGCACUGUGGCACAGACAGAGUCCCGGCCCUCCAGCUCCUUAAAGUCCACUUUGUAAAGCAUUAGAGAAUGGCUUAAGACAGUGAGCAGUCAGUAGUUCUGACUACAAUAUGGCUGGUCAAGGAAGGGAGAUUAGACUGAAGUAGUUGGGAAAGGCUACACAGAAGGGUUAUGGGUGUUUAGCUGGGCCAUAGAGGAUGGACAGGAUUUGGCUAUAGAGAGAUCGGGAGAAGGCAUUUUGGUUGUAAAAACAGCAUGAGGAAAAGUGUGGAAUUGGGGGUGUGCUCGUUAUUAGGAGACUAACCUGUUGAAAGAUUUAUGUCCCAAAGCAGUGGAAGUUAGGGUUUAAUAGCCAAAGUAGGUUAUGUGGGGCUUUGAAGGCUGAGGGGUUCCAGCUGAAGGUGGGAGAGUGAGCCGUUGAAAGUUUCUGAACAGAGUAAUAUGCUAUAGGAAGAUUAACAACAAUAGUGUUCAAAAUCGGCUGGACAGGGGAGAGACUACAGGUAGCAUCAUUGACCACUACUAGGAAUGUUUCUUUGAAAACAGCACUGCUCAUCAUUAUUUAGCUGGAGUAUCUGAGAAGAGUAAAACAUCAAGGGUUCAGAGCUACAGACCAACAUACUGCCUAACCCUAACUGGAAGAUGGAAGCAGUGACCCCUAGAGGGUCCCCAGGAUUCCAUGACCCCUGGAGGUCUGGGAUCCGUUGAAGGUCGUUGGGAGUUGUAACUAAGAUGGAAGUUUCAGAUGUUGAGAAAUGUGAAGAGGAUCAGUUAUUAAAAAUUAAGAAGUUUAGAAAUAAGUAUCCAGUAUCUGUGAUAAUCUUGCUGGUCCUUCAGUGGUUAGACAGUAUCAGCUUCAGUGGAAUGCAUGGUAUGCUCAUUUUAUAUUUUGUUUCUCAGUUCUCAUACUUCUCCACCCAUGAAAUUUACCUGCAUCAAAUGUUCAGAGGCCAUGUGGUCAUCCUGGCCUUUGUUGCUGCCACCAUCACAGAUUCUUGGCUUGGAAAAUUCAAUGCCUUCAUCGGAAGCAACAUACUCUUAUUGCUUGCCCACUUCACUGUCAUAAUCAAAGAAAAGCUGUCAGAAGACAUUUUGACAUUUAGGUUCUUGGUCAUUUUGGGUUUAUUCUCUGUGGCUUUGGCCACCAGUAUCAAGAUGCCCUCUCUAUUGUGUUUAGCUGGCGACCAAUUUCCGGCACACCAGGUAAAGAAAAGGAACAAGGUAUUUUCCUCUUUAUACCUGUCUAUAGUCUUUGGGGCCUUCUUUGCCGAUGUCGCCAUCCCCUUCGUUUUAGAAGAAACUUGCUCCUCCAGCGACUGCUUCUUGAUAUUCUUUGGCACCUCAGCUGGCAUUGUGACUUUUAACUUAGUGAUAUUUAUAUUUUCCAAGAAACUAUUCUUCAUAGAAAUCCCCCAAGGGAGCAAAUUAUUGAAAAUCCUCAAGUGUGUCCAGUGUGCACUUAAAAAUCAGCUACGUCACUGUUCUAUGAAUACCCCAAGGAGGGAUCAUUGGCUGGACUGGGCAUCAGAGAAGUUCUCGGAGAAUCAUAUUAAUGAAGUGAAGAUUUUAUUUCGGUUGUUGCUCCUCCUCUCACCCUUGCCAAUUUUCUGGGCCUUGGUUGAAAAACAGCAAACAGAAUGGAUUGAACAAGCUAAGAAGAUGACUACUACUAUGGCUGGGCAUGCCCUGGGAAAUGAGGAUUUACAGCUAUUUUUUCCUGCCAUCCUCCUGAUCAGCCUCAUUUUAAUGGAACUGGCUUUCAUCCCCCUGGCAGAGUGGCUUGGAAUAAACUUCUCAUUAAUAAAGAAAGUGAUGAUAGGGAUGAUCUUCAUUUACUUGUCAAGCCUAAUGUCAUUCCUCCUGGAACUGCAAAUUGAGCGUUCUCCCAGCAUCAUGCCUGGCUCCAGGGAGAGCUUCCUGAGAAUCUUAAAUGUAGCUGACGUUUCAUUUCGAGUGAAUUUUCUUAAAAAUGGCAGCUAUGUGUCCUACUCCAAAAUGUCCCAAAUUUUUGAGGAUUCACAUGAAUAUCACAGAAUAUACUUGGACUCGAAACAGCAGUAUUUCCAGAUAAACCUACAUUCCUAUACAUUGGUCAAAAAAGAAGAGAUUCUCCUGCAGGAGAAGACGAAAUAUAUUAUGAUUCUGUCUGGACACAAACAGUUUUACUCAGUCAUACUGGUAAAGGAGAUAACUACCAAACCAGAUAUUGGAACUGCACAUGUGAGGAUCAUCAAUACUCUGGACAAAGAUGCUUUUAUCGUGAUGUCUGUGACCUCCUACCUUCUCCCAAAACACAAUGGGAUCUCUUCAGAGCUAACGGUUAGGACAAAGAGAAACAUAAAUCUGAUUUGUAUGAUCGAGAAGAAGAAAUAUGUGUUAGAACUGGGGUUGCUGCAGUUCGGAGCCUCUUACAUGAUCUUUGUUAUAGAGGCCACCCCAGUACUGAAAACCUGGAAAACAAAGUGGAUUGAAAUGAAAGCCCUCUACAUUGGGUGGCAAUUACCACAGAUUCUUAUAAUGGGGAUAGGAAGAUAUCUACUCAUUGUUUCCUGCAUGGAGUUUUUCUACUAUAAGGCCGCCAAAGGCACGAAAGUUACCGUGCAGGCUUUGUGGACAAGCACCCUUUCCAGCGGUUCUCUGAUCCUGUAUCUUGUGAACUACACCUCCUUCCUGCCUCAGUGGAUUGAGUACUUCUUACUUUCUAACAUCCUACUGCUUAUGAUCAUUAGUUUCUUCAUCAUCGGCUAUUACUACCAUGAAACUAUAUUGAACUCUUGAAGAGAACCUUUCUC
Messenger RNA from Trichosurus vulpecula (common brushtail), 2963 nucleotides. RefSeq names its product solute carrier family 15 member 2-like. Gene Ontology annotation, biological process: transmembrane transport. The coding region runs from base 904 to 2949 and encodes 681 amino acids. Lineage: Eukaryota; Metazoa; Chordata; Mammalia; Diprotodontia; Phalangeridae. The transcript has 22 exons. Gene Ontology annotation, molecular function: dipeptide transmembrane transporter activity. Gene Ontology annotation, cellular component: membrane. The record is from RefSeq and is a predicted model, not a curated record.